Molecule: messenger RNA, 1700 nt
Organism: Sinocyclocheilus anshuiensis
Lineage: Eukaryota; Metazoa; Chordata; Actinopteri; Cypriniformes; Cyprinidae
Gene: fars2
Product: phenylalanyl-tRNA synthetase 2, mitochondrial
Exons: 7
Coding region: 78-1451 (457 amino acids)
Biological process (GO): phenylalanyl-tRNA aminoacylation
Cellular component (GO): cytoplasm; mitochondrion
Molecular function (GO): tRNA binding; phenylalanine-tRNA ligase activity; ATP binding
Source: RefSeq, a predicted model, not a curated record
GUUUACAGUGAUCAGGCACAUCAGCAGUCGCCUCAAUAACAGCACGCGUGUCAACAGAGACUCAUGGAUCAGCUACUAUGACAUUGUACAAUAUUUCCCAGACUUUCCUCAAACACAUAGUCUGUCACUGGUCAGCUAGCUGCCAAUGGACCCGUUCCCUCGCCGUGUCCCACAAACUUUACCCCUGUAGGGGUCUAUCGACGGACGGCUCCGCUCCUCGGCUGCGGAUUAGUGAAGACUCAAUAGAAGUUUUCAGCCAUGUCUACCCGCGAGAUGACAUGACCAAUGUGACAGCUAAAAUCUUAUCCAAAGUUGGCAGCCAGCUUCACAACUGGCCGCACCACCCCUUGUGGCUUAUUAAAGAACGCAUCAAAGACCAUUUCUACCGCUCCUACAUCGGACGCACGGGAAACCCGCUCUUCUCCGUACAUGACAACCUCAGCCCGGUGGUGACGGUGGAGCAGAACUUCGACAGUCUGCUCAUUCCUCCAGACCAUCCCAGUCGGAAAAAAGGAGACAAUUACUACCUGAACUGCACACACAUGCUGCGGGCCCACACCUCUGCCCAUCAGAAGGAGCUGGUGCGUUCAGGUCUGGACCGCUUCCUGCUGGCUGGAGAUGUGUAUAGACGAGACGAGAUCGAUUCCAACCACUAUCCUGUCUUCCAUCAGAUGGAGGGAGUGCGGCUUUUCUCAAACCAUGAGCUGUUUGCUCGAGUGGAGAAUGGUGAAGAGCUGUCUUUGUUUGAGAGCGGUGGCCGCCGCACGCCUCAGAAACAGGAGACGCACACGCUGGAGGCUGUCAAACUUGUGGAGUUCGAUCUGAAACAGGCUCUCACGCGCCUCAUGCGACACCUUUUUGGGGAAGAUUUGGAGAUCCGCUGGGUGGACUGCUACUUCCCUUUCACACAUCCCUCCUUUGAGAUGGAGGUGCGCUUCCAGGGAGACUGGUUGGAGGUGCUGGGCUGUGGGGUGAUGGAGCAGGAAUUGGUCUGCUCAGCUGGUGCUGGGAAUAAGAUGGGUUGGGCGUUUGGUCUGGGGCUGGAGAGGCUGGCUAUGGUUCUGUUCGGGAUCCCUGAUAUCCGACUUUUCUGGAGCGAGGAUGAACGCUUCCUCAAGCAGUUCCGCCUGUCUGACAUCUAUCAGCCCGUCACCUUCCAGCCUCUCAGUAAGUACCCACCGCUCUUCAAUGACAUCUCUUUUUGGCUGCCGACCGAAGGUUACACAGAAAACGACUUCUAUGACCUGGUGCGCAGCAUCGGAGGAGACCUAGUGGAGAAGGUCACGCUGGUGGACGAGUUCACACAUCCAAAGAUGAAGAGAGUGAGCCACUGUUACCGCGUCGAGUACCGUCACAUGGAUAGGACCCUGACGCAGGAAGAAGUGUGUAUCAUCCACAGAGCCAUUGAGCAGGCAGCCGCAAAAGAGCUCGGAGUGCAGGGAAGAUACUGAGCUCUCUCUCUUUAACCAUCAUGACAAUCUUCCACCUCCCGCGAUGAGAUUCACAGAUGUAGUCAAAUGUCUCUGUGGUGGUAAAUAAAAUGUGGAAACUCUCAGCAACAACUGCACUUUUUGGAGAAUCCUGUAGUUUCUUAAAGAAACACUUCACCCAAACACGAAAAUAAUGUCAUUAUUUACUCACCAUCAUGUCUGUCUAAAUCUAUAAGGAGAAUUUUGAAGAAUCUGUAUGUAGUUUUUUUC